Argiope bruennichi is the source of this 983-nucleotide messenger RNA. Its product is annotated as RRP15-like protein. The coding region runs from base 116 to 952 and encodes 278 amino acids. Gene Ontology annotation, biological process: maturation of LSU-rRNA; maturation of 5.8S rRNA. Gene Ontology annotation, cellular component: preribosome, large subunit precursor. NCBI's taxonomy places the organism in Eukaryota, Metazoa, Arthropoda, Arachnida, Araneae, Araneidae. The record is from RefSeq and is a predicted model, not a curated record. The transcript is spliced from 5 exons.
GGCAACCUCUCAUUUUUUGUUUAUUUUCAUAUUCUCCCUCGUGUAUUUUGCAUGCACUGUUUGAAAUUAAUUUACAGAUCUUUUUUAACUCGUUUUCCCACAGACUCUUUUAAGCAUGGGGAAAAGAAAGCUAUCUAGGAAUAUUGAUAAUGAAGUAGGUAGAAAUAAUAUUGUCUCAAAGAAUAAUGAAUCUGAUCAAAAUGAAGAUGAGAAUGAAGAGAUGACUGAAAAUGAUAUGGACAUUUUUGCUGAGGGAAUCUCAGAAAGUGACAUUGAUUCUGCUGAUGGAAAUGUAGCUGAUGAGAGUUCAGAAGGAGAAAAUGAAUCUGUUGAUGCAGAUGAAUGUUCAAAUAGUGAAAAUAAUUUGGUCAUUGGAAAUGAAGGAUGGGCUGAUGCCAUGGCUAAAGUUUUACAUACGACAACUAAAGGCUCAAAGUUUAUUCUUAGUAAAGCAAAAAAAGAUAGAGAUAUUAAAGCAAAAGAUAAUAAGCAGUUGGAACUUGUUGAUGAAACUGGUCAAGUAAUUAAAAAAGAAAUGCCAGAAAAAAGUAAAAGUUUCAGUGAGAAGAGGAAAGAAAUGCUUGAAAAACAAAAACUGAAAGCAGAAUGGGAGGCUAUGUGUCGAGUGAAACCAGAUGUAAGGAAUAAAGACAGGGAAAGAGAACUCAUCAAGAUUGCAACCAGAGGUGUUGUACACUUAUUUAACACAGUGGAAAAACAUCAAAAAACAGUUAAAAAUUCUAAAAAGAAUAAACAGAAAGAUAAGAAGCUAAGUGUUGUAAAAGGUAACUUUAUGGAUAUCCUUAAAGAAUGUGCUAAGAAAGAUAAGGAUGUACAGGAGGAUCCUGCAGCAAAAAAAGCAAAACAAGAAGCAACAUGGAGUAUAUUAAAAGAUGACUUUAUGAUGGGAGCUGAAAUGAAAGACUGGGACAAAGAUGAUGAAAAUACAUGAAAUAUGCAUUAAAUUUUUAAUAUUUCAUAAA